Messenger RNA from Schistosoma curassoni, 1096 nucleotides. NCBI's taxonomy places the organism in Eukaryota, Metazoa, Platyhelminthes, Trematoda, Strigeidida, Schistosomatidae. The record is from the annotation of a GenBank genome assembly.
CAAUAAUAUUACAAAAAUAUUAUCAAUGAAAGUUGGUAUCAUUGGUUCUGGUAUUAUUGGUCUAUCAACAGCAUUCUUAAUUAAAGAAAAUUAUUCCAAUGUAGAAAUUCUUAUACAAUCUGAUAAGAAAAAUGUUAUGGUUACUAGUUAUGGUGCAGCUGGUAUAUUUAGACCAGAUCCUAAAUUAUUACCAGGAUCAGAAUAUGAUCAGGAUCAAUUCAAUGAUUUUAUUCGUUGGUGUAAUGCUGGACGUGAACAAUAUUGGAAAUUAGCAACUAGUUGGAAUUCAUCGAAUACUGGUGUAUACUUUCAUCCAACUUAUCAAUUAUCAGAAUAUAAUGAAUUUGAUAGACCAUUUAUAAGUAAAUUAUGUGGAAAAACUGUAUUUUUAGAUGAAGAAGAGAUUCAGUCUAUUGGAUUUGCUAAGCAUAUUAAAUCAGCUUAUUAUUAUACAACAUGUAUUGUAGAACCACGUUAUUAUAUGAAUUACUUAUUGAAUGAACUUAAAAAUUUAAUUCCAAAUGAUCAAUCUAUUUAUAGUGAAAGAGAGCAAGCGUUUACUUCUUCAAAUGAAUUAUAUUAUUGGGCUAAAGAACAAAAAAUCAAUAUAAUUAUUAAUUGUACUGGAUUAGGAUCAGGUUAUUUAUUUCAUGAUCCAGAAAUAAGACCAGUUAAAGGUCAAUUAGUACGUGUUCUAGCACCAUGGAUGAAAUUUGGAUUCUAUUUCGGGCGCGAUGAUACAUAUUGUUAUACAGGAAAAGAGAGUGUAAUUCUUGGAGGAUUUCGUGAACAUUUACCUCCAGUUUUAAAAAGACCUACAACAGAUGAUGAUAUAAGAGUAUCACCUGAAUCUACAAAAGAUAUUCUUCAAAGAAUUGACAACACUUGGCAUGGAGGACUAGGCAAAUCACCAAUAGUUGAAGAAUGGACAGGAUUACGACCAUUCAGACCAUCUAUAAGAUUAGAAAUUGAAUGGUAUCAACCUGAAAUUACCUGUGAACCUUUACCAAUUAUACAUAAUUAUGGACAUGGUUCAAUGGGUGUUGCAUUAAGUUGGGGUACUGCAAUAGAUACUCUGAAACUUUUGAAGAUGUAA